CGCAACCUCACUGAGGACUAGUAAACACCAGUAAGUACAGUAGUAUGAUGUUGCCUAUGUAGCCAUGGUGGUACAUGCUUGUGUUCUUGAGCACUUCACUGUGUUAAUGCUGAAAGAAUGACCGAAUUCCUGAAAGCACACCUUUUAUUAAUAUAACAAUGAAACUGAAAGAACUGGAGAGUUGCCUUCAGCAAGUGGAUGGAUUUGAGGAACCAAAGAUCCUCCUUGAACAGUAUCCCACUGGUCCACAUAUAGCAGGUUGCAUGCUCUACACAAUCCACAACACAUUUGAUGACAUUGAGAAUAAACUGGUUGCUGAUCUGGGUUGUGGAUGUGGAGUGCUCAGUAUAGGAGCUGCUGUUUUAGAUGCAGGACUCUGUAUAGGAUUUGAUAUUGACAGUGAUGCACUGGAAAUCUUCAAACAAAAUGUGGAGGAAUUUGAGCUGCCGAACAUCGACAUGGUCCAGUGUGACAUCUGUUCUAUUGGAUCCUUAUAUGAAAAGAAAUUUGACACGGUGAUCAUGAACCCACCAUUUGGCACAAAACACAAUCAGGGUAUAGAUAUGCAGUUCCUAAAGACAGCCCUGUCCAUGUCAAGUGGAGCAGUUUAUUCUCUUCAUAAGACUUCAACGCGAGAUCACAUACAGAAGAAGGCGAGUGACUGGAAAGUAAAAAUGGAAGUAAUCGCAGAACUUCGGUAUGAUCUACCAGCAUCGUACAAGUUUCAUAAAAAGAAAUCGGUUGACAUCCAAGUGGACUUUAUCCGUUUUAGCCCAACUUGAAAUCUGAGCUGAAAUAAGAUUUUGGUUUAUUUGUUUGUGGAUAUAUUUUAAAAGGUGAUGUUCUUAUGUCUGUUGUAUUGUUGUAAGUUUGCUUAGAAAUUUCCACAUAUACUGUGUUUAGAUCAGGGGUCCAGUCAUAUCCAGAAAGCGUCAGUGUAAGUGCAGGUUUUCAUUCCAAACAAGCAGAAGCCACGCCAAGAUCAACCGAUUAAACAGACGGAAUUAGAUGCAGCUCCUGUUUUUCUGAUUUGUAUAAAAACUUGCUCUCACAGCGGCCCUUUCAGGAUAAGACUAGACUCCUCUGAUCUUGAUAUCCAUCCAACAAUCCAUUUUCUACACCGCUUAUACUACUGGGACACUGGAAUCUGGGGCCAAACCCAGGAGACUUGGGGCACAAGGCAAGGUACACCUUGGAAAGGAUGACAAUCUAUUGCAGUGAUCUAGAUAUUCAUUAUGCACUCUGAGAACCAUUUUUUGUAGUUUAUGGGAUUUCCCUCUAGAUGGCAGUGAUGGAACUGACUUUUCUUUACUACCUUGUCUGGUACUUGUAGGAUUUUAUUUUUUGAAGGUAUGUGUUAUAUGUUGGAUAAGAAUAAUGACAAGUUCAUAUAAAAUUCCAUAAUCACACAAAGAAACCAAGUGUGAAUUUGCUAAAUAUUUUAUUUGGAACAGCAGGUUAUAAAGGUGUGUAAAAUGUCUUGUAAAAAAAGUCAUUAUAUAAUCAAAUUCUCAAUUAUUAUACACGCACUUGAGCUUAAGAAAAGUUUGUUGAUGAAAUAAAACCUAUAACUUUUAACAUUA
This is a messenger RNA of Tachysurus vachellii, 1583 nucleotides long. RefSeq names its product methyltransferase 5, N6-adenosine (gene mettl5). Gene Ontology annotation, biological process: rRNA methylation. The coding region runs from base 159 to 782 and encodes 207 amino acids. The transcript has 8 exons. Lineage: Eukaryota; Metazoa; Chordata; Actinopteri; Siluriformes; Bagridae. The record is from RefSeq and is a predicted model, not a curated record. Gene Ontology annotation, molecular function: nucleic acid binding; rRNA (adenine-N6-)-methyltransferase activity.